Molecule: messenger RNA, 4479 nt
Organism: Schizosaccharomyces osmophilus
Lineage: Eukaryota; Fungi; Ascomycota; Schizosaccharomycetes; Schizosaccharomycetales; Schizosaccharomycetaceae
Gene: top2
Product: DNA topoisomerase II
Exons: 2
Coding region: 1-4479 (1492 amino acids)
Biological process (GO): sister chromatid segregation; DNA topological change; resolution of meiotic recombination intermediates
Cellular component (GO): nucleus
Molecular function (GO): DNA binding; ATP binding; DNA topoisomerase type II (double strand cut, ATP-hydrolyzing) activity
Source: RefSeq, a predicted model, not a curated record
AUGCCUUCAGACGAUGAUUUCGUGAUGUCCAACUCGGAAGAUGAAGUUGUUCCAACGACUGCAAGAAAGAAAACUACCGCCCAAUCUCGUGCAAAGAAAGGUUCCCAGAGUAGUAGGAGUGCUUCGCCUUCAUCGUCUUCUUCCAAUUCCGCCGCCCCUGCAACAGAUGCAGGAGGUAACGUUGCUACAUCAAAUGCCUCUUCACAAUACCAACGGUUAAGUCCAAGAGAACACGUUCUCAGACGUCCUGAUACUUAUGUUGGUAGUAUCGACCGUACAACUUCGAACAUGUGGGUGUACAAUUCCGAGAGCGAAAAGCUCGAAUACCGUGAAGUCAACUAUGUUCCUGGUCUCUAUAAAAUUUUCGACGAAAUUAUCGUUAAUGCUGCUGAUAACAAGGUGCGCGAUCGAACCAUGAAUACCUUAAAAGUCAAUAUAAAUCCCGAGUCCAACGUAAUUACCGUUUUCAACAAUGGUAAAGGUAUUCCCGUUGAAAUUCACGACAAGGAACAGAUUUAUAUCCCGGAGUUAAUUUUUGGUAAUCUACUUACUUCUAGUAAUUAUGAUGACAAUCAAAAGAAAGUUACCGGCGGUAGAAACGGUUACGGUGCUAAACUUUGCAAUAUCUUUUCUUCAGAAUUUACGGUAGAAACUGCCGAUAAAUUUCAAAUGAAAAAGUACAAACAGGUCUGGACUGACAACAUGUCAAAAAAGAAAGAUCCCAUCGUUACGGACAUGAAAAGACCCGAGGAAUAUACGAAAAUUACAUUCAAGCCAGAUUUACAAAAGUUCGGUAUGUCCGAGAUUGACGCCGAUAUUGUUGCCAUUUUAAAACGCCGUGUUUACGAUAUGGCAGGUACUGUCCCUGAGACAAAGGUAUUUUUAAAUGAUGAGCGCCUGAAGGUUAGCGGAUUUAAAAAGUAUGUUGAUAUGUACCUGUCUUCAAGCACGCCCUCCGAUAGCGAAAGUCCUACUGUCAUUUAUGAGCAAGUCAAUGACCGAUGGGAAAUUGCGUUUGCUGUAUCUGACGAGGAAUUCAAUCAAGUUUCUUUUGUUAACAACAUCGCAACAAUUCGCGGAGGUACUCAUGUCAAUUAUAUUGCGGAUCAUAUUGUGAAAGCGGUCAAUGAAGAUGUACAGAAAAAAAACAAAGGCGCGCCAAUUCGUCCCUUUCAGAUAAAAAAUUUCAUUCGCAUUUUUGUUAAUUGCCAGAUUGAAAAUCCUUCAUUUGACUCACAGACUAAGGAAACCCUUACUACUAAAGUAUCCAAUUUUGGUUCGACUUGUACGCCAAGCGCAAGCUUUAUGAACCGCGUUAAGAAAACAGAAAUUGUAGAAAGAGUUUUGGAUUUGGCUCGCUCAAAAGCUGAUAAACAAUUAAGUCAAACAGACAGUCGUGGGUCACGUACUCGAAUUACUGGCUUGCCCAAACUUGAGGAUGCCAAUAAAGCUGGUACCAAAGAGUCUCACAAGUGUGUUUUGGUAUUGACAGAAGGUGAUUCUGCUCGUUCCCAAGCCCUUUCUGGUUUAAGUGUUGUUGGUCGAGAUUAUUACGGAAUUUUCCCAUUACGAGGUAAGCUACUAAACGUUCGUGAAGCUUCCCAUACCCAAAUUAUGAAUAAUAAAGAAAUUCAAGCCAUCAAAAAGAUUAUGGGACUUGUGCACAAGAAAAAUUAUACAGAUGCUAAAGAACUACGAUACGGGCAUUUGAUGAUAAUGACCGACCAGGAUCCUGAUGGCUCUCAUAUUAAAGGUCUAAUCAUCAACUUCUUGGAAUCUACUUACCCGUCAUUGCUGCAAAUCCCAGGAUUUUUGAUACAGUUCAUUACCCCUAUCGUCAAGUGCAAACGAAAUAGACAAGUCCUUUCCUUUUAUACUCUACCAGAAUAUGAUUAUUGGAAAGAAGCAAAUAACAACGGUCGUGGCUGGGACAUAAAAUAUUAUAAGGGUUUGGGUACAAGUGAUGCCACUGAAAUGAAAAGCUAUUUUUCGGAUCUCGAUCGUCACAUGAAGUAUUUCCAUGAAAUAGAAGAGAAGGACAAAGGUUUGAUUGAAAUGGCAUUUGCCAAAAAGAAGGCCGAUUCGCGAAAGGAAUGGCUUCGUACAUAUCAUCCCGGUAUUUUUAUGGAUUACACAGUUCCUCAGAUCCCGAUUGAUGAUUUCAUCAACAAGGAACUUAUUCAAUUCAGUAUGGCAGACAAUAUCCGUUCAAUUCCCUCCGUUAUAGAUGGAUUAAAACCCGGUCAGCGAAAGAUUAUUCAUUACUGUUUAAAGAAGAAUCUCACUCGUCAAAUUAAGGUAAGCAGUCUUACAGGAUAUGUUAUGAGUGAGACGGCUUAUCAUCAUGGCGAUAGUUCCUUAACUCAGACGAUUGUUAACUUAGCUCAAAACUUUGUCGGAAGUAACAAUAUCAAUCUUUUAAUGCCCCAUGGUCAAUUUGGAACUCGACUAGAAGGCGGUAAGGAUGCAGCAGCUCCUAGGUAUAUCAAUACUUGUCUCUCUCCUAUAGCUAGGAAGUUGUUCAAAUCGGAAGAUGAUCCUUUGAUGAAUUAUCAGAAUGAAGAAGGACAGUGGAUCGAGCCUGAUUAUUACGUCCCAAUUAUACCAAUGCUACUUGUUAACGGUGCUGAGGGAAUUGGAACAGGCUGGUCUACUAACAUUCCAAAUUAUAAUCCUAAAGAUAUUUCUGCUAAUUUAAGACGACUUUUGAAUAAUGAACCCUUGCUUGAGAUAUCUCCCUGGUACCGCGGUUUCCGUGGUGGUAUAGAAAAGGUUACACCCGACAGAUACAAAGUUAGUGGUAUAAUUAAUCAAAUAAGCGAUUCAAAAGUUGAAAUUACUGAACUGCCUGUUCGAUUUUGGACCCAAGAUAUGAAAGAAUACUUAGAAACGGGUAUUGCAGGAAGUGAUAAAACCAAACCAUUUAUUAAGGACUAUGAAGGCUAUCAUGGUACGGGUAAUGUACAUUUUCAAGUCACUCUCACAGAACAGGGCAUGAGGGAAGCUGUGGCUGAGUCCUUGGAAGCUAAAUUCAAAAUAGUCCGAAGUCAAGCUACUAGUAAUAUGAUGGCAUUUGAUCCUUCCGGAAGGAUAAAGAAAUACGAAAGUGUCGAAGAUAUUUUGACAGAUUUUUUUGAAGUUCGUUUGCGAACUUAUCAAAGACGCAAAGAACUUUUGGUUGCUGAAUUAGAACGCCGCUUCGAUAUGUUUUCCAAUCAAGCGAGAUUUGUCCACAUGAUUAUUGAAAAUGAACUUGUAGUUUCGAAAAAGAAGAAGAACAUCCUUGUAGCUGAACUCCGCGAAAAAGGAUUUCAGCCAAUUUCGAAACCUAAGAAAGGUCGUGAGGCUGACAUGGAAGCCGAGCGUGCUCAACUACGUGGCGAAGAUCCCGUUGAAGAACAGGAUUCUUCGAGUGACUUUAAUUACCUUUUGUCUAUGGCAAUUUGGUCUUUAACAUACGAAAAGUAUUUGGAGCUGUUGAAGAAAAGAGAUGAUGUUAUGACAGAACUUGACACGUUAAUUAAACUGACUCCUAAGGAUUUAUACUUGCAAGACUUAGAAGAAUUUGAAUACACUUGGGACAAUGUGAUGGACGAAAUGAACCGGAGCAUGUUGGAGGAUGAAGAGGCAUCAAGAGGGUUUGUUGGGUCUACCAAACCUUCCACAACGCGUAGACGAAAUACGGGUGCGAAAAUGAAAGUGAAGUCCGAAGAACCUGGUGAUGACAAUACAGGGCCUGGAAGUGGCAGACCACGUGCAAAAAGCACCGCAAGGCCAACGAAGGUAAAAAGUGAAGAAACAGAACAACCGGCUACAAAGGCUCGCAAGGGAAGUCAGCCAACACUUAGUUUCGCUAAAGAAAAUGGUUCAACUUCAAAUAAACAUUUACCAGAGGAUAAAGGUACAAAAACCCCCUUUUCUAUUGCAAGAGGAAAAGGCAAGAAACCAGACUCCUCAAACUCGUCGAGCGAAGGUGUUCAAACUAAAAAUAAGGGGAAAAAGCGUUCAUCUUCUGAUUCACCAAGUGAUGACGAGGAUCCUCAGACUACAAAGAGAGCAGCAUCUCGGCAUGGCCAGUCUAAAGCAACUGAACCUAGGACAUUAUUUUCUUCCGAUGAUGAGGAAGACUUACCUUCCGAGACUAUAUCUGGCAAACUCCAAAGUAAUUUGAAGGGCCCGUUUGUCGACAUUACCAAUGCUAAAGAGGCCCCAUCGAAAGGAAGAACAACUUCGGUUAUUGAUGAUGAGGAUUUUGACGAUUUACCAGACAGUUCCACUCCCAAACCAAAUAAGACCGGCAUGAACGGAAAAGCAGAUGCGGCAGUGUCCCCGACUAGGCCUCGUAGGACAACCACCCGGCGAGCGGCUACUACGAAUAACUCCAUUUAUGUAGAUUCUUCCUUGGAUGAAUCCAGUUUUCAAGAUGAUUCAUUCGUAGUUGGAGAUAAUGAAGACGAUGAUUAUGAAGAGGAUGUCUAA